Molecule: messenger RNA, 678 nt
Organism: Laccaria bicolor S238N-H82
Lineage: Eukaryota; Fungi; Basidiomycota; Agaricomycetes; Agaricales; Hydnangiaceae
Product: GPI-anchored protein
Exons: 1
Coding region: 1-678 (225 amino acids)
Source: RefSeq, a predicted model, not a curated record
AUGAUCCACCACGACCCCCACGAAAAGAAGUCCAGGCAUUGCAGCAGUCCAGGUCGCGCAACUGUGCCAUCAGCUGCACCCAACGUCCCUACAGCUGCUUCUGGUCCAACAGGUCUUCAAGCAGGUAUGACACCUGAGGCGAAAACCAUUCCUAUCCUUUCCAAACAACGCAACAUGUCCCGACCACCUGUUCCCAUGCAAGCGCAGGCCCUGACUGGGACAUCGGCAACUGGCCGGGAAGCCACGCCCCCCGAGGCGCAAGCAAUGCCCAGAGUUCAGAACAUGAUUCGUCCAUCUGAACAGCCAGCUGGGGUUGCUGCAAAGACGGCUGCAGUUCUUAUCCCCACGCCAGGGGAGGCGCCAACGUUUGCGCCUCUCAAACAGUGCAACUUGGCUCAACCACUUCCUCCACCUGCACUGGCGCCAACUACAAACAAGCAAGGUGGCGCGCCAAUUGAGGCAACGGCGGCUGCAGGGGCGCGAGAAAGCCCCGCUAUUCCCAAACGACGAAACUUGACUCGUCCAGCUGGGGAGACAGCUGCAGUUCUUAUGCCCGCGCCAGGCGAGACACAAACUUCUGUCCCUCUGAAACAGCGCAACUUGACUCGACCAGAUGCACCGGCGCCAACUAUGAACCAGCAAACUGGCGCGCCAAUUGAUCUGCCCACUGUGCAGUGA